Messenger RNA from Anthostomella pinea, 225 nucleotides. The record is from the annotation of a GenBank genome assembly. Lineage: Eukaryota; Fungi; Ascomycota; Sordariomycetes; Xylariales; Xylariaceae.
AUGCCUAAAUCCACGGAAGACAUCGAGUUCGUUGUCAUUCUGAUCGGCAGGCAGACUCUUGUAGUCGGGAUCAACACCGAGACGACGAUCUGGCUCAACUAUCGCCUUCAUACACAGUACUACGAGUCCACAGCUUUAUACUACCACCUUUUUCACGGCGUCUUCACACUCUCGAUGCGACUUGGGCAGUCUUUUCAUUUACACAGCGGCUUUCAGAACUCUUAG